This is a messenger RNA of Larimichthys crocea (large yellow croaker), 741 nucleotides long. RefSeq names its product fatty acid binding protein 7, brain, a (gene fabp7a). Gene Ontology annotation, molecular function: lipid binding. The coding region runs from base 83 to 481 and encodes 132 amino acids. NCBI's taxonomy places the organism in Eukaryota, Metazoa, Chordata, Actinopteri, Sciaenidae. The record is from RefSeq and is a predicted model, not a curated record. The transcript has 4 exons.
CAGACACUGUUAGAUUUACUGCAGGGAGAACAGAGGCUGUCUGACAGUUGAACACUGAACUGGAUCAAUAACAUUUGCAACAAUGGUUGAUGCUUUCUGCGCCACAUGGAAACUGGUGGACAGCCAGAACUUUGAUGACUAUAUGAAGGCACUUGGUGUCGGUUUUGCCACAAGACAAGUGGGCAAUGUCACCAAACCAACAGUAGUGAUCAGCCAGGAUGGGGAAAAAGUGGUGGUGAAAACCCUGAGCACCUUCAGGAACACCGAGAUCUCCUCCAAGCUGGGAGAGGAGUUUGAAGAGACCACGCCUGAUGACCGACAGGUCAAAUCUACUUUCACCAUGGAGGGAGACAAACUGGUGCAAGUGCAAAGGUGGGACGGCAAAGAGACCAGAUUUGUCAGAGAAAUCAAGGAUGGGAAGAUGGUGAUGACUUUGACUUUUGAGGGAGUCCAGGCAGUCCGCACAUAUGAGAAAGCCUAAUUUACCAUCUACUUGAAUGAACAAAUCAUCCCUGCACUGUAACAAGGUUCCUCCUGUUUGUUUGUUUUUCAACCUAAAAUGUUGUUUUUACUGUAUGCAGUGAUUUGCACUUUGAUUUAUUGUUGUAACUUGAGAUAAAUAUUUUGGGGAAAUCUUUUUAUAAGAUCUUUUAUAAGAAAUUCAGACUGUGAAAGGGCCUAAACUGUUUGAUUCGGUGUAUUAACUGUUAAAAAGGGGAAAAAAUAAAGUGCUUGACUAAA